AUGCCCAAAAACAUCCUCCUCCUCGUCGCCGACGACCUCGGCCGCGAGCAGCUCGGCUGCUACGGCUGCGCGGCCAUCCAGACGCCGCACCUCGACGCGCUCGCCGCCUCGGGCACGCGCUUCGACAUGGCCUUUGCCAGCACCGCCUCGUGCAGCGGCUCGCGCACGACGCUGUACACGGGCCUGCACACGCACGAGAACGGCAGCUACGGCCUGGUCCUCGAGCGCAACGGCUUCCAGACCUGGGCCAACGUCGAGACGGCGCCCCGCGUCUUCAACGACCUCGGGUACCGAACCGGCAUCCUCGGCAAGGUGCACGUCGCGCCCGACGCCGUGUACCCCUGGCAGGUGCGCCGGGAGAGCGAGACGCGCGACGUGGCUGUCAUCGCGGAUCAGGCGGAGCGCUUCUUCCAGGAGGCGCGCGACGACGAGAGCAGUGCCAAGGGCUUCUUCCUGACCAUCGGGUACGUCGAUCCGCAUCGCGUGCUUACCAGCCGCGGCGGGUUCGGCAACGCGGACGCAGACGCGGGUGCCUACGAUGCGCGCAUCCGUGACCGCGUGUACAACCCCGACGAGGUCGCCGUGCCGUCCUUCCUGCAGGACCUACCUGCCGUGCGGCAGGAGCUCGCCGAGUACUACCGCGCCAUCAACCGGCUGGACCAGGGCGUGGGCAUGGUGCUGGCGGCGCUGGAGCGCACGGGGCAGGCCGACGACACGCUGGUGCUGUUCCUGAGCGACAAUGGCCCGCCCUUUGUCAACUCCAAGACGACGCUGUACGACGCAGGCGUGCGUCUGCCGUUCCUGAUGCGCGCGCCGGGGGCCAGCAGUGCCACCGACGUUGUAAACCCCAAUCUCGUCUCGUGGAUCGACGUGCUGCCCACGAUGCUGGCCUGGGCGGGCCACGAAGGGCGCCAGCCGCCUGAGGGGUCUGUCGGUCCGCGAAAGGGGCGCAACUUGCUGCCCAUCGCGGGAGAAGGGGCCGUGGUGCCCGGCUGGGAUCGCGUCUUUGGAUCGCACACGUUUCACGAAAUCACCAACUACUGGCCGACGCGGUAUAUGCGCACGCGGAGGUGGAAGUACCACCGCAACGUGUGCUGGCGCCUCGACUUCCCCUUUGCCAUGGACCUGUACGCGUCGCUGUCUUUUGACGCGAUGCGCAACUCUGGAGGCGCCGCCGCCGCGCCCAUCACCAACGGCUGCAACGGCACCACCACGAAAGAGGUGAAUGGUGUCAGCAAACACGAAGAGAAGACGGCGGCACCAACAAGCAAGCAACCGGCGAUGAUCGGCAAGCGCACGCUCAAGAGCUACAUCCGCCGCCCGGCCGAGGAGCUGUACGACCUGGACGCGGACCCGGACGAGGUGCGCAACCUGGCGGACGAGCCGGCGCACGCCGAGACGCUGAAGGAGAUGAGGCUCGCGGUCGAGGCGUGGCAGUAUGAGACGCACGAUCUGUGGUUGUGGAAGGACGGCGUGUCGGUGCAGCGCUUCCGUGAGUUUGACUACGAGCGCGAGGGGCUGCGCAUCCCUGACCGGUUGGACUUUGAUGUCGAUAGCCCCGGAACGGAAGGGGUGAAGACGAUACGCUUGCAUGAGACAUAA
Molecule: messenger RNA, 1602 nt
Organism: Purpureocillium lilacinum
Lineage: Eukaryota; Fungi; Ascomycota; Sordariomycetes; Hypocreales; Ophiocordycipitaceae
Molecular function (GO): arylsulfatase activity
Source: RefSeq, a predicted model, not a curated record